Messenger RNA from Xenia sp. Carnegie-2017, 1130 nucleotides. Its product is annotated as ATP synthase subunit C lysine N-methyltransferase-like. The coding region runs from base 1 to 636 and encodes 211 amino acids. Gene Ontology annotation, biological process: regulation of mitochondrial ATP synthesis coupled proton transport; peptidyl-lysine trimethylation; positive regulation of proton-transporting ATP synthase activity, rotational mechanism. Gene Ontology annotation, molecular function: protein-lysine N-methyltransferase activity. The transcript is spliced from 4 exons. The record is from RefSeq and is a predicted model, not a curated record. Gene Ontology annotation, cellular component: mitochondrion. NCBI's taxonomy places the organism in Eukaryota, Metazoa, Cnidaria, Anthozoa, Malacalcyonacea, Xeniidae.
AUGGAACGACUACUUCAUCAACUUCAACUGGAUUCUGCCACUGAAGAUGCGGCUGACACAACCCAUAAUUCGAAUCAAAAAGUAGUUAAAGUACCAUCUAGAUUAGGUAUGAUAGCCUUAGGCAUAACUGGAACUCUUGCCGCAGGUUUAGUCGUGGGAACAUUACCAUUUUUAACGCCAGCUCUUCGCAAGAUUUGCCUACCAUUUGUGCCAGCUACUGAAUCUCAGAUACAAAAUAUUCUUAAACUGUGUAAGGGUCAGACUAGUCGUCUAGUCGAUCUUGGCAGUGGAGAUGGUCGAGUGGUGUUAGCUGCAGCAAGAGCUGGUUAUGAGGCAGUUGGAUACGAGCUUAAUUAUUUUUUGGUGUUAUACUCCAAAAUACGGGCUAGAUUUGAAGGUCUUCAUACUAAGGCAUCAUUUUCACGUGUUAAUCUCUGGAAGGCAGAUUUAAAAGAUUUCGACACCGUAGUUAUUUUUGGUGUUGAUGUAAUGAUGCCAAAAUUGCAAGAAAAACUUGCUAUUGAAAUGAAAGAGGGUGCCAAAGUGCUUGCCUGUAGAUUUCCAUUGCCUGAUUGGCAACAUGAUGUUGCAAUUCAAGCAGGGAUUGAUACAGUUUGGCGAUACAAAAAGCAUUGAGCUUGAACACUCAAAUGGGUUAUCAGUAAGGGUUAUUUUGCCUUUGAGAACGCUCUGUGUUUAGAGUCAUGCAGGACGUCAUUGAGUGGACAAUACCUAUUUGAAAAAUGUUUUAUGAAAGGUUUAGUAAAUAACCUGCUGAGACCAAAACCCCCAAAAAACCAAGCUGUGCCACUAUGGAUUUUGAGUGGCCUACGGAUAGUUGGCGAGGCUGUCAAACACACCUGUAUUAUACUGACCAACAAGUAAAGCUUGUCGAUAUUGGACAAAGCUAUAGGUAAAUAUUGAAACUGUCGGUAUUUAUUAAAAUAAUACUAAUUGAAAUAAUCUGUAAAUAUUGUCGAUUGAUCGGUUGAUGCUGAUAUCGAAAAUUUGAUAGUACCGAUAAAAAUAUCGGAAAAUAGUGUUUAUUGAAAGUAACGGUAAUUGUCGUCAUUAUUAUCUUUACUUAUUAAAUACCAUUUAUUUAGACUUAUUGCUUUCUUUGUACCUCA